CGCGCCGGACGUGCAACAUUGUCCGGACAGAAGAUUGACAUGUUCACUCCGCCGCUCCAAAUUGAUGAACUCGAUCAUAUCCCGGAUGAGGUCCCCGAAGAGCCGGAAGAGCACGUAGAACUGGUGACCAUUCCUUCCAUCCACACGGAGGAAGUUUCGGAUUUGAAACCAUGCCUCCGAAAACGGCUGUCCUUGUCCGGCGUCACCGGAGACAUGUGGACGGAGGACCAUCUGGCCGCCAUGGACCAGUUCCUGAAGGACGUCACCCAGAUCAUGCUUGUAUUUUACGUCGAUGACUUCGCCGGGUUGAAAGUGGAACCGGUCAUGCCUCACCAGGAGCAGAAACAGCUGGCCUACUUCAUCCGCCAGGAGAACGCCGAAAUUACGGAGGAGAAUUUCCACGAAGUGGUGCAGUUCGGCUCCGUGCGCAGGCCGUACAUCGAUUCCCUGAUGCGCACGCUCAACGCAGCCUAUCUGCCCCGCCUCUUCCGCAAAGGCUCCUGGCCGGAAAGCAUCAAAAACGAAUUUUUCUCCGAAAUCUACCAUUUCAUGACCUCCCUGACAGAUACCCGCUACAAGAUGAAGGGCCGUACUGUCCUUUAUAUCCCGAUCGAAUCCUUCACCAUCACCCCGGAGGUGGCCCAGAAGGACAAGGCCGUGGUCCAUCGUCUGGAGACUUCCAUGAUUCACUGGACGCGACAGAUCAAGGACGUGCUGAGGGCCCAAGAGGCGGUCGAGAGCCGCGAAAGUGCGGGGCCCCUGGAAGAGAUCGCCUUUUGGAAGAACCGCUGCACCGACCUGUCGGAGAUCAGCAAGCAGCUGUGCCAGAAGGGAGUGAAGCACAUCGAGAGCAUCUUGAUGCUAUCCAAGUCCUCCUACGUGGCCCCCUUCCAGCGGCUCUCCAAGCAGAUCCAGGAUGGGUCGGAGCAGGCCCAGUCCAACCUCCGCUUCCUCUCCAUCCUGAAAGAGCCGUUCCAGGAACUGGCCACUCUACGACCCAAAGAUAUCCCCGAGAAGCUGCCCCAUCUCAUCAGCCUGGUCCGGAUCGUGUGGGUCAACUCCCCGUACUACAAUAGCCGAGAGAGGAUCACGGCGCUCUUCCGGAAGAUGAGCAACAAGAUCAUCCAGAUGUGUUGCAAAGACAUUUCCUUGGACCGCCUUUUCGAAGGCUACAUCAACUCGUCCCGCCAAACGUUGCACAGCUGCAUCUCCUGCAUGUCAUCCUGGAAGGACUGCUACCAGCAGGCGGCCUACAUGCACAACAAGCUUUCUGGGAAGGGAUGGGUUCUGGACCAGACCAGCAUCUUCGCCCAGGUGGAUGCUUUCGUCCAACGCUGCAAAGACCUCCUGGAGGUCUGCGACAGCCAGCAACACUUCGCCCGCUGGGAAGAUGGCAAACAGACCCCGCUGCCCUGUUUUUUUGGUCAACAAGGCCCUCAGAUGACGCGCAGCUUGCUGGAGAUUGAGGAGACCUUCAAUAAAUACCUCAACAACCUGCGGAACGUGAAGGGAGGAAUUCUGGAUGUGAAGAACACGACCUGGCAUGAAGACUUCAGCCGCUUCCGCGCAGGAGUCAAAGACCUGGAAGUCAUGACCCAGAACUUGAUGACUUCGGCCUUUGAGACGGUGAAGGAUGUAGAGCAUGGGGUGGAGAUUCAGGAUAUCUUCCAACAUUUGUCAUCCCGAGAGGCCAUCAAGCGCACUUUCGACAAGAAAACGGUGGACGUUUUCAUGCUCUUCAACCGGGAGCUAUCCCUGGUCAACAAGGAACUCAGCAAGAAGGCCCCUUUCCUGACGCCGUACAUGUGUCAUUAUUCAGGGAUGGCCCACUGGAUGCGGGCGCUCCGGCGGCGUGUGGACAGACCCAUGAAGUGUCUCACCAAAGCCCACUUCAUCCCUCACAUUGGGACUGGAGAGGAGAGUUUCCAGACCUAUCAGCUUCUGGUGCAAGCCAUGGAUGAGAUCGAGAGGAAGACCUUUCACGAGUGGACCCAAGGCCUGGACAAGGACAGCUUGAAGCGCCUGGACACCCCUCUCCUCAUCACCAGUGCCGAGAUGCCAGGAAUGUUGGACAUCAAUUUUGACAAGCACCUGCUAAAAUUAUUUGUGGAAAUCCACUACUGGGAGAGGGUGCUGUUUGAGAUCCCACAUUACGUGGUGGAGGUGUACGAACGGAAGGAGGACCUGAGGAACCUGAGGGAGAACCUUCUGCUGGUGGUCCGAGACUACAACAGGAUCAUCAGCAUGCUGUCCGAGGAGGAGAGGGGCCUCUUCCGGGAACGUAUCCGCUACCUGGACCGGAAGAUCCAACCUGGCCUGAAGAAGCUCCACUGGUCCCUCAAGGGGGCCAGCACGGUCUUCAUCUCGGAGUGUCGUCUCCAUGCCAGCAAGGUCCAGAACAUUGUGAACGAAUACAAAGCCGCCACCUUGGCCAUUGCUCGCCGGGCCCAGCAGAUGAGCGAGGCUCUGUUGGUCCGAAUCACUGGGAAGCGGGUCUACAACGACCUGGAGUUUGAAGAGGACCAGAAAGACCACCGGGACAUGGUGCAGAAGAAGCUGGUCACUUUCCACGAAGGCAGCAUUGCCAUCAUGCGGCAGACGUACGAAGUCUUCAAGAACGAUGGGUCGGAGGUCCAGCAGCACUGGUUCAACUAUACGGUCAGGAUAAACCGGAUGAUGGAGGACGCCCUGCGGCUGAACGUCAAGUGGUCCCUGAUGGAGCUCUCCAGGGCCAUCAACGGCGAUGGCAAGACCAGCCCCAACCCGCUCUUCCGUGUGAAGGUCAUUCUUCAGGACAACUCUCCUGGGCAGACUCCCCAGGUGGCGUUCUCCCCUUCGCUUCUCCAGCUGGCGAGCAUGGUCAAUGACAUCAGCAGCCACCUGAUCUCCAGCAUCACGGUCUUCCGACAUCUUCCGGAGAUCCUCGUCCGGCGCAAGUUUGCCCGCGACCCCAUUUCUGUCCUUGUGGAACGGGAUGAAGACAUCAAGAAAAUCCAGACUCAGAUCAGCAACGGCAUGCAGAACAAUGCCGCUCUCCUCCAGGCCUACCUGAAGACCUGGGAUGUCUACCGAGAGAUUUGGGAGGUCAACAAAGACGCCUUUAUCAACCGAUACCGCCACCUCAACCCACUGGUCUCGUCCUUCGACGCCGAUACUGCUCGCUACAUGGAGGUGGCCAACAACGCCCAGAAGGAGGAGACGGUGCUGAGCAUCCAAUUUGUGCUGCUGGAUUGCUCCCACCUCAAGGCCGCCGUGGUCCAGCACUGCAACGAGUGGCAGAACAAACUGACCAACCUGCUGAAGGAGAUGGCCACCGGCCGCUUGCGGGAGCUGACCGCCUACCUGCAGGACAACGUGGCCGACAUCAGCCGUCCUCCGCAGACCCUGGAGGAGCUGAGCCGAAGCCUCCAGCUGCACGAGACCCUGCAGAACGACCUGCCGAAGAUCGAGGGGCAGAUCCCCCCCAUCCACGAGCAGUUUGCUAUCCUGGAAAAGUACGAGGUCGUGGUGGACGAGGAGGUCCUGCAGCUGCUGGGUGAUCUGCAUUCGGAAUGGCUGGCUUUCCAGCAAUGCCUCCUGGACAGCGAGACCAUGUUGAAAAAGCACAAGGAGAAGUUCAAGACGGGCUUGAUCCACUGCGCGGAUGACUUCAAGAAGAAGGCCCAAAAUCUCCUCCAGGACUUCGAUAUGAACGGUCCCUUCACCAGUGCCGUCUCGGCUGACGCUGCCCUGGAGCAGAUCAUGGCCAUGAGGCAGUUACUGGCCACCAUGAAGGAGGAGGAGAAUGCCCUGCGCUCCAACCUGGGCAUCUUCAAGAUUGACCAGCCUGCCUCCAAAGACCUUCAGAAGCUGGAGAGGGAACUGGAUUACAUCCAACAAGUCUGGGAGAUCACGAAGGAAUGGGAGGUCCACUGGGAGGAGUGGAAGAAUGGGAGCUUCAAGACCUUGAAGACGGAGGUGAUGGAGAACACUGCCUUCGCUCUCUUCCGGAAACUGAACAAGCUGAGCAAGGAACUUAAGGACCGGAACUGGGAAAUAAUUGAGACCUCCAAGGCCAAGAUUGAGCAGUUUAAGAGGACCAUGCCUUUGGUCACCGACCUCAGGAACCCAGCUUUGCGAGAGAGACACUGGGACCAGGUGAAGGACUUGGUCCUUCGGACAUUCGAUCAAGAUGCUGAGGACUUCAGACUGGAAAACAUCAUCGAGUUGGGCUUGGACAAACACGUGGAGAAGAUUGCUGAGAUUUCUUCCUCAGCCACCAAGGAACUGGCCAUCGAGCAGGCUCUGGAGAACAUCGCGAAGACCUGGGCCGUCACCGCGUUGGACAUUGUCCCUUACAAAGACAAAGGACACCACCGGAUCAGAGGAACCGAGGAUGUCUUCCAGGCUCUGGAUGACAAUCAGGUGGCCUUGUCCACCAUGAAGGCGUCACGUUUCGUGAAGCCGUUCGAGAAGGACGUGGACCGGUGGGAACGCUGCCUCUCGCUCAUCCUGGAGGUGAUCGAGAUGGUACUGACUGUGCAGCGGCAGUGGAUGUACCUGGAGAACAUCUUCUUGGGAGAAGAUAUCCGCAAGCAGCUGCCCGGUGAAUCGGCCUCCUUCGACAACAUCAACAGCAGCUGGAAGACUAUCAUGGACCGCUUUGUGAAGGACAAUAACGCUCUGAGGGCCACUCAUUACCCAGGACUCCUGGACAAACUGGUCGAAAUGAACAGUGCUUUAGAAGAUAUCCAGAAGUCCCUUGACAUGUACUUGGAGACCAAACGCCACAUCUUUCCCCGUUUCUACUUCCUCUCCAACGAUGACCUCCUGGAGAUCUUGGGCCAGUCCCGCAACCCGGAGGCCGUCCAGCCCCACCUCAAGAAGUGUUUUGACAACAUCAAGUGCCUCAAAAUUCAGAAGAUUGGGACCAGCCAGCGGUCUGAAGCCCUCGGCAUGUUCUCUCUGGAUGGGGAAUAUGUGGACUUCACCCAUCCUGUUCUGCUGGAAGGACCUGUGGAGGAGUGGCUGUGCGACGUGGAGAGGGCCAUGCGCUGGACGUUGAGGGAAGUGCUACGGAACUGCCGGCUGGCGUUGAAGAAGAUGUUGACCAAGAGAGACAAAUGGGUGAAGGAAUGGCCCGGACAGAUGGUGAUCACCGCAAGCCAGAUCCAAUGGACGACCGAUGUCAGUAAAUGCUUGGCCACCUGUAAGGAACGCGGCGACAAGAAGUACCUCAAAGCGAUGAAGAAGAAGCAGAUCUCCAUGCUCAACAAAUACUCGGAGGCCAUCCGGGGCAGCCUGACCAAAAUCAUGCGGCUGAAGAUUGUGGCGCUGGUGACGGUCGAAGUCCACGCCCGGGACGUCAUCGAGAAGCUGUACAAGAGCGGCUUGCUGGACGUGACGUCCUUCGAGUGGUUGAGCCAGCUUCGCCUCUACUGGGAGAAGGAUUUGGACGAUUGCGUGAUCCGGCAGACCAACACUCAGUUCGCUUACGGCUACGAGUAUCUGGGGAACUCUGGGCGGCUGGUCAUCACCCCUCUGACUGACAGGUGCUACAUGACGCUGACCACGGCCCUUCACCUCCACCGAGGAGGGUCCCCGAAGGGCCCCGCGGGCACCGGCAAGACGGAGACGGUGAAGGACCUGGGCAAGGCGCUCGGGAUGUACGUCAUCGUGGUGAACUGCUCAGAGGGCCUGGACUACAAGUCCAUGGGGCGCAUGUACUCCGGACUCGCCCAGACGGGAGCCUGGGGCUGCUUUGACGAAUUCAACCGUAUCAACAUUGAGGUCCUCUCGGUGGUGGCCCAGCAGAUCCUCUCCAUCUUAUCCGCCCUGGCGGCCAACAUGACCCGGUUCACCUUCGAAGGCCACGAGAUCAACCUGGUCUGGUCUUGUGGCAUCUUUAUCACCAUGAACCCAGGCUACGCCGGGCGCACGGAAUUGCCGGACAACCUGAAGUCUAUGUUCCGUCCCAUCUCCAUGGUGGUCCCGGAUUCCACGCUCAUCGCCGAGAUCAUCCUUUUCGGAGAAGGCUUCAACAACUGCAAGAUCUUGGCCAAGAAGGUCUACACCCUCUACUCCCUGGCCGUGCAGCAGCUCUCCAAGCAGGACCACUACGACUUCGGGCUGCGGGCCCUCACCUCCCUGCUGCGUUACGCCGGGAAGAAGCGCCGGGUGCGGCCGGACCUCUCGGAUGAAGAGAUCCUCCUCAUGGCCAUGAAGGACAUGAAUAUCGCCAAGCUGACCUCCGGGGACGUUCCGCUCUUCAACGCCAUCACCCAGGACCUCUUCCCGGGCAUCGAGUGCCCCGUCAUUGACUACGGCAAGCUGAAGGAGGUUCUGGAGGGGGAGCUGAGGGAGCUGGGGCUGCAGGUCAUCCCCUUCACCAUCACGAAGGUCAUCCAGCUCUUUGAGACCAAGAACUCCCGCCACUCCUCCAUGAUCGUGGGCAACACCGGUAGCGGCAAGACCAUCACCUGGAAGGCCCUGCAGGCCACCCUCUGCAGCCUCCACAGGAGCGGGGAGGCCGGCUUCAACUUGGUCCGGGACUAUCCCCUGAACCCCAAGGCGGUUUCUCUGGGCGAGCUGUACGGGGAGUACAACCUCAGCACCAACGAGUGGACGGACGGCAUUCUCUCCAGCGUUAUGCGGACGGCCUGCGCAGACGAGAAACCGGAUGAAAAAUGGAUCCUUUUCGACGGACCGGUGGACACGCUGUGGAUCGAGAGCAUGAACUCGGUCAUGGACGACAACAAAGUCCUGACCCUCAUCAACGGGGAGAGGAUCGCCAUGCCCGAGCAGGUUUCGCUGUUGUUUGAAGUGGAGAACCUGGCGGUCGCCUCUCCCGCCACUGUCUCCCGAUGUGGGAUGGUAUACACCGACUACAGCGACCUGGGUUGGAAGCCGUACGUCCUCUCCUGGAUCGAGAAGCGUCCGAAGGUGGAAACGGAAACUUUGCAGCGGAUGUUUGACAAAUUCACCAACAAGAUCCUGAACUUCAAGAAGGAAAAUUGCCAGGAGUUGGUUCCCAUCGUUGAAUACAGCGGCAUCGUGUCUCUCUGCAAACUCUUCUCCUCCUUGGCUGAGGAAGGGCUGAAUCUCACCGACACGGAGAACUACUCCACCCUGGUGGAAAUGUACUACGUCUUCAGCAUGAUCUGGUCGCUGUGCGCAGCGGUGGACGAGGAAGGCCGGAAGAAGAUCGACAACUUCCUGCGGGAAAUCGAAGGAUCCUUCCCUAACAAGGACACCGUCUACGAGUAUUACGUGGACCCCAAGAGGAAGCAGUGGGUUGCCUUCGAGGAUAACCUUCCCAAGAUGUGGAGAUACCCUCCCAACAUCCCCUUCUACAAGAUCAUUGUCCCGACCGUGGACACCAUGCGCUACAACUAUCUCGUCAACGCCUUGAUUGCCAACCAACAGCCGGUGCUGCUGACGGGCAUGGUGGGCACGGGGAAGACCUCCAUCGCCCAGGGGGUCCUUCAGUCCCUGGACAGCAUGAAGUGGGCCGUCUUGGUGAUCAACAUGUCCGCCCAGACCACCUCCAACAACGUCCAGAGCAUCAUCGAGAGCCGCGUGGAGAAGCGCACGAAGGGCGUCUACGUCCCCAUGGGAGGCAAAAGCAUGAUCACUUUCAUGGAUGACCUCAACAUGCCGGCCAAAGACACGUUCGGUUCCCAGCCCCCUCUGGAACUCCUCCGCCUUUGGCUCGACUACGGCUUCUGGUACGACCGGACCAAGCAGACCAUCAAACACAUCAAGGACAUGUUCCUGAUGGCAGCCAUGGGACCCCCCGGAGGAGGGCGUACGGUGAUCUCCAGCCGUUUGCAGAGCCGUUUCAACCUCAUCAAUAUGACCUUCCCCACCGAUUCCCAAAUCCGUCGCAUCUUCGGCACCAUGAUCAACCAGAAGUUGCAGAACUUUGAGGAGGCCGUCAAGCCCAUCGGCAACGUCAUCACCGAGGCCACGGUGGAGCUCUACAACAGCGUGGUCCAACGGUUCCUGCCCACGCCGGCCAAAAUCCACUACCUCUUCAACCUGCGGGACAUUUCCAAGGUCUUCCAAGGGAUGCUGAGGGCCCACAAGGACUUCCACGACACCAAAACCAGCCUGACCCGUCUCUGGAUCCACGAAUGCUUCAGGGUCUUCUCGGACCGCCUGGUGGACACCACCGACAUGGAGACCUUCGUGGCCCUUUUGGGAGAGAAGCUGGGCACCUUCUUUGACCUGACCUUCCACCACAUCUGCCCCAGCAAGCGGUCGCCCAUUUUUGGUGACUUCAUGCGCAACGUCUACGAGGACAUGAUGGACAUGGGCGUCCUGAAGGCCGAGAUGGAGCGGGCGCUGGGAGACUACAACCGGACCCCAGGCGUGGUACCCAUGAGGCUGGUGCUCUUCCGGGAUGCCAUCGAGCACAUCACCCGCAUCGUCCGCGUGAUCAGCCAGCCGCGGGGCAACAUGCUGCUGGUGGGCAUCGGAGGGAGCGGGCGCCAGAGCCUGGCACGCCUGGCUUCUUCCAUCUGCGAGUACUACACCUUCCAGAUCGAGGUCUCCCGCCAGUACCGCAAACAAGAAUUCCGCGAAGACAUCAAGAAGCUCUACCGGCAGACCGGGGUCGACCUGAAACCCACCACCUUCCUCUUUGUGGACACCCAGAUAGCGGACGAGUGCUUCCUGGAGGACAUCAACAACAUCCUGAGCUCUGGAGAAGUACCCAACCUCUACAAACCGGAUGAGUUCGAGGAGAUCCAAAGCCACAUCAUCGACGCGGCCCGGGCCGAGGGCAUCCAGGAGAGUCAGGACAGCAUGUUUGCCUACCUGAUCGAAAGAGUCCGGAACAACCUGCACGUCGUGCUAUGCCUGAGUCCCGUGGGGGACCCCUUCAGGAACCGGAUACGCCAGUAUCCUGCUUUGGUGAACUGCACCACCAUCGACUGGUUCUCGGAGUGGCCGAAGGAAGCCUUGCUGGAGGUGGCAGAGAAGUAUCUGGAAGGCGUCGAUUUGGGCACGGUGGAAAAGGGGAGCCUCGACACGAUGCAAAAACGAGUGGCUAAAAUCUUCGUCACCAUGCACUGGUCAGUGGCCAGAUACUCUCACAAGAUGCUGCUGGAACUCCGGCGCCAUAACUACGUGACCCCCACCAACUACUUGGAGCUGGUGUCUGGCUACAAGAAACUUCUGGCCGAGAAACGGAAAGAGCUUUCCGAACAGGCCAACAAACUUCGCAACGGCCUCUUCAAAAUCGACGAGACCCGAGAAAAAGUCGAAGUGAUGACCCUGGAGCUGGAGGAGGCCCGGAAGAAGGUGGCCGAAUUCCAGAAACAGUGCGAGGAAUACCUAGUGAUCAUCGUCCAGCAGAAGCGGGAAGCCGAUGAACAACAGAAGACGGUCUCGGCCAACAGCGAGAAGAUCGCGGCCGAGGAGAUCAAGUGCAAAGCGUUGGCUGACAAUGCCCAGAAGGAUCUGGAGGAAGCGUUGCCUGCCUUGGAGGAAGCUAUGAAGGCUUUGGAGUCCCUCAACAAGAAGGACUUGACGGAGAUCAAGUCCUACGGCCGGCCACCUACUCUGGUAGAGACCGUGAUGCAGGCCGUCAUGAUCCUGCGGGGCAACGAGCCCACCUGGACGGAAGCUAAGAAGCAGCUAGGAGAGCCCAACUUCAUCAAGCAACUGGUGUACUUCGACAAGGAUAACAUCUCCGACAAAGUUCUCAAGAAGAUCAGCGCCUACUGCUCCCAGCCGGACUUCCAGCCGGACAUCAUCGGGAGGGUUUCGGUGGCCGCCAAGUCUCUGUGCAUGUGGGUCCGAGCCAUGGAGAUGUACGGGCGCAUCUACCGGGUGGUGGAGCCCAAACGCGCUCGCAUGAACGCCGCCUUGGCCCAGCUGGCAGAGAAGCAGGCAGCCCAGGCCGAAGCCCAGGAGCGGCUGCGAGAGGUUGCGGAGAAGCUGGAGAUGCUGAAGAAGGAGUACGAGGAGAAGCUGGCCCAGAAGGAGGAGCUGCGCAAGAAGUCCGAGGAGAUGGAGAUCAAACUGGACCGGGCUGACAAGCUGGUCUCCGGCCUGGCCGGGGAGAAGAUCCGCUGGGAGGAGACCGUCAAGGGCCUGGAGGAAGACCUGGGCUAUUUGGUGGGCGACUGCCUCCUCGCUUCAGCCUUCGUCUCCUACAUGGGGCCCUUCCUGUCCAAUUACCGGGAUGAGAUGCUCUCCCACAUCUGGAUGAAGCAGAUCCGGCAGCUUCACGUGCCCUGCUCGCCCAUGUUCACCUGCGACAGCUUCCUCUCCAACCCAACCAUGGUGCGCAACUGGAACAUCCAGGGACUGCCCUCCGACGACUUCUCCACUGAAAAUGGGAUUAUCGUCACGCGAGGGAACCGGUGGCCUCUGAUGAUCGACCCUCAAUGCCAGGCCACCAAGUGGAUCAAGAACAUGGAAGCCAAGAAAGGCUUGAAGAUCAUCGACCUGCAGAUGCCCGACUACCUGCGCAUCCUGGAGUCGGCCAUCCAGCUGGGCUCCCCGGUGCUGCUGCAGAACGUGCAGGAGGAACUGGACCCCACCCUCGCCCCCAUCCUCAACAAAUCGGUCACCAAAGUGGGUGGGCGCCUGCUGAUCCGACUGGGGGACAAAGAGGUGGAGUACCACCCCGAUUUCCGAUUCUACCUCACCACCAAGCUCUCCAACCCUCACUACACGCCCGAGACUUCCUCGCAGACCACCAUCGUCAACUUCGCCGUCAAGGAGCAGGGCCUGGAGGCCCAGCUGCUGGGCAUCGUCGUAAGGAAAGAGAGGCCCGAACUGGAGGAACAGAAGGACUCCCUUGUGCUUAACAUUGCGGCCGGCAAGAGGAAGCUUAAAGAGUUGGAAGACGAGAUCCUCAGGCUGCUAAACGAAGCCACCGGCUCCCUGCUGGACGAUGUGCAGCUGGUGAACACCUUGCAGACCUCCAAAGUGACGGCCACGGAAGUGACGGAGCAGCUGGAGACCAGUGAGAUGACCGAGAUCAAGAUUGACACCGCCCGGGAGGCCUACCGGCCUUGUGCCCAGAGAGCCUCCAUCCUCUUCUUCGUGCUCAACGACAUGGGGCGCAUCGACCCCAUGUACCAGUUCUCCCUGGACGCCUACAUCGACCUCUUCAACCUCAGCAUCAACAAGAGCCAUCGCAGCCACAAGCUGGACGAGCGGAUCCGACACCUCAACGAGUACCACACCUACGCCGUCUAUAGGUACACCUGCCGGGGUCUCUUUGAGAGACACAAGCUGCUCUUCAGCUUCCAGAUGUGCGCCAAGAUCCUGGAAAUGUCCGGUACCUUGAAGAUGGACGAAUACAACUUCUUCCUGCGGGGCGGAGUGGUGCUGGACCGGGAAGGACAGAUGGACAACCCUUGCACCAGCUGGCUCUCCGACAUCUACUGGGACAACGUGACGGAACUGGACAAACUGACCAAUUUUCACGGCAUCAUGAACUCCUUCGAACAGUAUCCCAGGGACUGGAACCUCUGGUACACCAGCUCCAAGCCGGAGAAGGCCAUGCUGCCAGGCGAGUGGGAAAACUCCUGCAACCAAAUGCAACGGAUGUUGGUUGUCCGGUCUCUGCGGCCGGACCGGGUGGCCUUCUGCGUCACGGCCUUCAUCGUCUCCAACCUGGGCUCCCAGUUUAUCGAGCCCCCUGUGCUGAACAUGAAGUCGGUAGUGGACGACUCGACCACGAAGACCCCGCUGAUCUUCGUCCUGUCUCCGGGCGUCGACCCCACCUCUUCCCUGCUUCAGCUGGCCGAGCAGUCGGGCAUGGCUCAACGUUUCCACGCCCUGUCCUUGGGUCAGGGCCAGGCACCCAUCGCCACACGUAUGAUUAAGGACGGGGUCCACCAGGGUAACUGGGUUUUCCUGGCCAAUUGUCACCUGUCUCUGUCCUGGAUGCCCCAGCUGGACAAACUGGUCGAACAGUUGCAGGUCGAAGAGCCACAUCCGUCUUUCCGCCUGUGGCUGAGUUCCAGCCCCCACCCCGAAUUCCCCAUCUCUAUCCUGCAGGCGGGCAUCAAGAUGACAACGGAGCCCCCCACGGGCUUGAAGGCCAACAUGAAGCGGUUGUACCAGCUGAUCACGGAUGCCCAGUUCAACCGUUGCACCAAGCCCAGCAAGUACAAGAAGCUGCUCUUCGCCCUCUGCUUCUUCCACAGCGUCUUGCUGGAACGCAAGAAGUUUCUACAGCUGGGCUGGAAUAUCAUCUAUGGCUUCAACGACUCCGAUUUUGAGGUGUCCGAGAAUCUGCUCAGCCUGUACCUGGAUGAGUAUGAGGAUACCCCGUGGGAUGCAUUGAAGUACCUGAUCGCGGGGGUCAACUACGGGGGCCACGUGACCGACGACUGGGACCGGCGUCUCCUGACCACCUACAUCAACGACUACUUCUGCGAACAAACCGUGGCUGCCCCUUUCUACAAGUUAACGGUAUUGGACACUUACUACAUCCCCAAGGACGGCUACCUCUCCUCUUACAAGGAGUACAUCAGCCUUCUGCCAGGCAUGGACCCCCCGGAGGCCUUCGGCCAGCACCCCAAUGCCGACGUGGCCUCGCAGAUCACCGAGGCCCGAACCCUCUUCGAAACUCUCCUCUCCCUCCAGCCCCAAACCACACCCACUGGGGCGGCCGGGCAGAGCCGCGAGGACAAGGUGCUAGAACUCUCCGCCGACGUGCGCAGCAAGAUUCCAGAGGAGAUCGACUACGAGGGGACCUGCAAGGUGCUCUCCACUGAUCCCUCCCCUCUCAACGUGGUCCUGUUGCAAGAGAUCCAGCGAUACAACUCCCUGCUGCAGAUCAUCAGCUCAUCGCUGGUGGAGCUUGAGAAGGGCAUCCAAGGCCUGGUGGUCAUGUCGACAGAUCUGGAAGAGAUUUUCAAUUGCAUUUUCGACGCCCGCGUGCCCCCCAUGUGGGAAAGGGCAUACUCUUCCCAGAAGCCUCUGGCCGCCUGGACCCGGGACCUGGGCCUGCGGGUGGAACAGUUUGCCCGCUGGGCGAAGACCGCCCACCCGCCGGUGCUCUUCUGGCUUUCGGGUUUCACCUUCCCCACCGGAUUCCUGACGGCCGUCUUGCAGGCCGCCGCGCGGCAGAACAACAUCUCUGUGGACACCUUGAGCUGGGAGUUCAUCGUCUCUACGGUGGACGACAACAAUCUGGUGUACCCGCCUAAGGAGGGGGUGUGGAUCCGGGGUCUUUUUCUGGAGGGGGCCGGCUGGGACAAGAAGAAUUCCUGCCUGGUGGAGGCCGAGCCCAUGCAGCUGGUCUGCCCCAUCCCCACCAUCCACUUCAAGCCCGUGGAGAACAAGAAGAAGAGCGGCAAAGGCAUCUACUCCUGCCCUUGCUACUACUACCCCAACCGGGCAGGCACCUCCGGGCGCCCCUCCUUUGUCAUCGGUGUGGACCUGCGCUCGGGAGCCAUGCCCCCCGACCACUGGAUCAAGCGUGGCACCGCUCUGCUGAUGAGCCUGGAUACGUGA
Messenger RNA from Ahaetulla prasina, 13467 nucleotides. It is a transcript of the gene DNAH2, whose product is annotated as dynein axonemal heavy chain 2. The transcript has 87 exons. Bases 40 to 13467 code for a protein of 4475 amino acids. Gene Ontology annotation, biological process: microtubule-based movement. Gene Ontology annotation, molecular function: ATP binding; minus-end-directed microtubule motor activity; ATP hydrolysis activity. Lineage: Eukaryota; Metazoa; Chordata; Lepidosauria; Squamata; Colubridae. Gene Ontology annotation, cellular component: dynein complex. The record is from RefSeq and is a predicted model, not a curated record.